CUCCUCUGUAGGACCAGAAGGAAACGCAGCAGCGAGAGGGAAACGACCCGCAGCAGCUGUAUAAACACCAGCCUCGGAGGUUUUAGCGCCUACACAACUCGUGUGCUCGCAGCGGGCUCCCCAGCACGUUUUACCCCAGCAGCAGAGAGCGGAACUUAGGAACGAUGCAGUCCGGGUACCACCAGCACCUGAUCAGCAUGCUGUUUGUUUUCAGCAGCCUGCAGGUUUACCAGCUCACGGAGGGCUGCUCUUGCGCGCUGUCGCACCCACAGGACGCCUUCUGCAACUCCGACAUAGUGAUCCGAGCUAAAGUGGUGGGCAAGAAGCUCCUGAGCGAUGGACCUUUUGGAACAAUGAGAUACACGGUCAAGCAAAUGAAGAUGUAUAAAGGAUUUGACAAAAUCCAGCACGUGCAGCACAUUUACACAGACGCCUCCGAGAGUCUCUGUGGCGUCAAGUUUGACAUCAACAAGUAUCAGUACCUGAUCACAGGUCGCGUGUACGAAGGCAAGGUCUACACUGGACUCUGCAACUUCAACGAGGGAUGGGAGCGCUUGUCGCUGGCGCAGAAGAAAGGCUUCAACCAUCGCUACCAGCUGGGCUGCAACUGCAGGAUUAAGCCCUGCCACUACCUGCCGUGCUUUGUGACCUCAAAGAACGAAUGCCUGUGGACGGACAUGUUGUCCCACUUUGGCUAUCCCGGCUACCAGUCCCGACACUACGCCUGCAUCCAGCAGAAGGAGGGCUACUGCAGCUGGUACCGGGGCAUGACCACCCGCGAUAAAACCGCCAUCAACGCCACUGAUCCCUGAUUGCAAAGGCCGAUGCCCGCAGUCGCCCCUACGGGCGUCCGUCCUGUCCAGGAUCACUUUUGGAGUGUUGCAGAACUCAAAGAUUACUGGCCUUGGUAACAGCCUCCCUUUUAAAGAGGCAUAAAUGAUUAAAAAGAAGAGAAAAUAUAUGACAGUGCCUGUUUGUAGCACAUCUAAUUGAAAAAGAAAGCUUUUUGUUGUACAGAAUGCCCUUUAACUCUUCAAUGUUUUUCAUGCUCAACAAUCAACACAAUCCAAUCACAAAGACGGGUUUCUUUAUGCUCCCAAGGCAUUUAAUAAGAGAAGCCUGUGGCUAAUUGAAACGAUUAAUCAUCUUCUAAAUUCAAAAGAACUCCAGACUACAGGCACACAGUUAUGAUCUAGGGUUAGGGUUCUGUUGUGUCAUCAGUGCUGCUUAGAGCUCACUAGCAUCACUGCCAAUCAUCUCCAGAACAAAGAUGCUUUUGUGCCAGUAUGUGAGGUAUGAUGUUUAAUAUUUGAUAUGUUCAGAGUUUUUUUUUACUGUAGAAUCUCUGCUUCCCUGAAUGUUUUUUUUUUGACUUAUUUAACUGUUUGUCACAAACGGCGCCCCCUCUCUGUUGUGCACUGAUUAUUAAUAGAUACGUUUUAAAAGCAAUGCAGUGCCAGUGCUGAGGUACACUCUCUUCUUUGCAAAGGUUAUAAUAUUUAAGUUGUUGCUUUAUAUAACAUAAGCUACAGAAAUUAACUCACACUCAAUCUCUUUAAUUACAUGUAUUUAUGUCUAUUAAGUUACACAUGUGAUACUUGUGCAUACAAGAAGGAAAUAUAUAUAAUAUAAGGCCAAUCUAUGUUGAAAUGGGUAGAAAAUUAUUUUUGAAUUGUCCAAAUUAGGACAUUCCUUUGCAAGUUUAAAUAUUAUGGUACUUUUAAUUAUUUCAGUUCCCCCUGGCUGGUACUACUCAACCAAUCCAAUGAAAGUUCGUAGGUUUCAGCUCCUUUCCAAGUUUAUAUUCAAUCAUCUUUAUUCAGCUAUUUUAAAUAGAUGUUUUAUUUAAAUGAAGUGUUUUCACAAAUUUCAUCUGUUUUUGAUUUCCCCUUCAAUUCAUUCCAUUAGCAGAUGCAGAUUAGCCACAACGGGAGUAACAGCCUUCUUCACUUUUACUAAAACAUGCACCAAAACUCUUAUGAUCAAUUUGCAAAAUAUAUUUUCAUUUCUAAAAAAAAUAAAAAACAUGUAUUUGUUAAAUGUUACUGAUAAAUAUAUGGCUGCUUGAUACCAGUUUAUAUGAUAAAACAGUUUUUAUGCUAAACACGAAGCUAAAGGCAGCUUAGCUGACAUGCUACUGUUGGCUAAUGUCAGCUUUUACUCAGUAGUAAUAAAAUCCUUGUAUCAGUAAAUAUAAAGCUCACAAAAAAUGUAAUAUAUAAUUUAUAUGAUAUAAAUAGUUUCAGUAUGAUUUUUUUUCCUCGAGUGAUUUUCUGCACUGGGCAGAAAAUAUUUAGAUUUUUUUUUCUAUGUCUUCUUUUUAAAUUUUAUAAAUUAGAAAUAAUUUUUUUAAACAAAAAGUGGUUCAGUUCAAGAUUUAUAGCUAUUAUGCUAGAGCCUGCUGAUGUUCUAAAGGCAAGUCCUAUCUAUCCCAAUGUGUCAUAAUUCAAAAAUGAGAAUGCCUACAAGAAAAGAAAAAUAAACUUUAAAAAAUAUAUAUUUUUAAAGCCAUUAUUGUUUUUCUGGGUGAAGAAGGCAUUUUCACUUCCAGUUGUGAUAUUUCUGUGGUUUAUGUUUGUGUAAAUGUACUGUUUGCUUAACAUAGAAAAAUGGUUGGAUAUGAUCUUAAAAGAACAAACAAAAAAACCUACAACCAAGAGUCUGUGUAAACACUGAUUCCUGAAUUGUGUGGGAGGAGGGUUAUUUCUUUGUAGGGGUAGAGAAUUAUGACUUAAUUUCUGUGUUUUAUAUUUUUGUAAUAAAGAUUUAAUGAAAAAUAAA
This is a messenger RNA of Nothobranchius furzeri (turquoise killifish), 2781 nucleotides long. Its product is annotated as metalloproteinase inhibitor 3. Gene Ontology annotation, biological process: negative regulation of endopeptidase activity; response to cytokine; response to hormone. Gene Ontology annotation, cellular component: extracellular matrix. The record is from RefSeq and is a predicted model, not a curated record. NCBI's taxonomy places the organism in Eukaryota, Metazoa, Chordata, Actinopteri, Cyprinodontiformes, Nothobranchiidae. Gene Ontology annotation, molecular function: metalloendopeptidase inhibitor activity; protease binding.